This is a messenger RNA of Acipenser ruthenus (sterlet), 533 nucleotides long. Its product is annotated as cytochrome b-c1 complex subunit 9-like. Gene Ontology annotation, biological process: mitochondrial electron transport, ubiquinol to cytochrome c. Bases 50 to 241 code for a protein of 63 amino acids. Lineage: Eukaryota; Metazoa; Chordata; Actinopteri; Acipenseriformes; Acipenseridae. The record is from RefSeq and is a predicted model, not a curated record. The transcript has 2 exons.
CCCCACAUUCGUUUCCGGUCCUCGUUCUGUGAGCACUGCAGCAACCAACAUGGCGUUUGGUAGGCAGGUCUAUAAUUUGGUCUUCAGGAGGAGCUCAACAUUCGCGCUGUCCAUCUUGGUGGGAGCCGUUGUGUUUGAGCGGAUGUUCGACCAGGGCGGAGACGCGAUUUUUGAACACCUGAACAAAGGGAAACUUUGGAAGCACAUUAAACACAACUAUGAGAGUCACGAUAAAGAGUAACGUGGCGGUUUGCUGGUGUGAUGACUCCAUUCCCUGCUGUGUUUGUUGGGGCUCCACUGACAGGCAUGAGCAGUCGAAGACAUCAAUGUUUCACUGGAUCUUGAAGACCCCAGAAAUUCAAUCUUUUGGGACUGGUGCUGCGUUUGAUUUUCUGCCUCUCGGAGUCUUCUCCAGGCAUUCAGAACACCGCUAAUCAAAGUGCUGGCCUUCAGUCUGUUUCAUCUGUUCUGUUUAAUCUGUCAGUUGUAUUGUAAAUCUUGAGUAGAUGCUGUUAAUAAAUUCAUUUAAACCA